UUCACACUGCGCAAGCACGCAGCAACAAGUCCUAAGCGAUGUUGUGUGGAACUAUAACGCUCUAAAAAUGAAUGGGGAAGUUUGCGUGUUGCAGUGGAAAAUUACCUCGGGGGUGAAGAACUUCAAAAUGCAUCAACACGACGAAUCUAAUAUGACAUUUAAAAAACAAGCACUUGACAGAGUUUGGCUACAUCGAGGCUCAUCGCAGGAAAAGACAUCCGGAGCGGCCAGAUAGCAGGUAAAGCAGCACACAACUACCAACACUCACCCGGAAGAGCAUGACGGUCAGAAGGCUAAAGAAAUAACCCGAAAAAUAAUUUAAGUCUUCGAGCUGGCGGUGUUGGAUGCUGGUUCUGCUCUAGCUGUUGGACUGCCACAACGCUCUACUGGUAGUAAUAUUUCACAGACAGAGAGCCGUUCAACCUCCACCUGACACCGAACGUCUGGGACUAAAGUGGACGUCAUGCAUCAAUGGUAAUAUUUUGACAGGAAUUUACUGACAUCAUUGCUAUGACUAUAGAUAUACAAUAUGCACCAUUUACAGCAAAUAUUUUGGCUAUAAAAAUAUUCUUAUAUUUUAGUACUUAACUUGAAGAUUUAAGGAAAAAAGUCCAUUGUUGUCAUUUUAUUUUGUAACAAAGUUAGGCUUUAUUGUGUUUUUAAAAAAAACAAUUUUUAUGUAUAUUUAAAUGUUUACAUAUAUUCAUUCCAAACUGACCAUGAUGGACAGAGUGGCUUUAAAGUCCAAUGCAUUACCACCGUCUGUCAUGAUGUGUGUGGUUGAAGUGUGGACCCGAAUGCAGCAGGCAGGAGAUGUAAAAGUUCUGUUGUAGAUUUAAUUAAAAAUCAAACUUACCAGAAAACAAAGUACAAGGAAUAAAAAUAAACCCAAGCCAGAGACUUGAAGAGACCAUGAGGAAACCAGGGAGAAGGGAUGAGGAGCAGUGGCGUGGAGAAACAAGACGAACCGGUGAGUAACAGUCUGCGAUUUGACUAAUUAGAGACGUGAUUAUAUAUUCAUUUACUAAUCAAAAAAAAAAUCUGUUUCAUGUGGCUAAAAGUUAGUUUGGCAUAAAAUGGAACUAAUGUGCUAAUAAAGAUCAAGUUAAGGACAAAAUGAAUAUAACUAUUUUUUUUAAAAAGCCCUGAUGCUACAUUGUGAAAAACAAAAAGUCUAAUAGAACUAAAAUGUUCUUCGUAAAAGAAACUAUGAAACUUAUGAUUUUAUAGACAAGAAAUUCAUAAGGAUGUUUCUAUGAACGUGGCUUUUUGGGAUCCCUUUACCGAACCAGGAAAUAAAAAAUGCUAUAAACUUAAAGAUCUACAAAUCUUUGCAAAAUACUAUCUGAUUGUGUAAGAAACCCAUUAAGAUCUCUAUCAAAAUAGAUUUCAAGAUGCAAUAAAACAGAUCUCAAAACAAAGAUUAAUGCCACAUAAAUGCACAUAAAGACAUAAAUUUUAUCAUGAAGUAUUUCUAUUCUAACUUGUGGAUUAAAACUUGUGGAUCCUCUAUCCAGUGUGAAUAACUUCACUGAAUGAAGAACAAGCUUGUUUUAACCAAACAUUCACCAGACGAAACCAGACCAGUUCAUUAAGAGACGGAGAAAAUGUGAUCUAUAUCUGUAAGAAAUAAAGCCAACAACAGAACUUCACCUGCACAGACAGGUAGUAAAACGAGACGGGAAAUAAAUAUGCCAGCACUGACCCUGCAGACUGUAUCAAGCUGCAAGCAGGUGUGAAUGGAGUUGAGUAAUACAAACCACUGCAUGUUUCCUCAAGAACAGCCUGUAGAAGUUUAACGCAAAAACCACAUGUACAGCUCACAGAUAAAGAGUUGUUUACGUGUUAAAAAUCAUGUUUUAUGUAUAUGUGAGCUUGUUGGCUUUCUAUAAACUUGGAUGCUUUGAAAACAUCCGGUCUGGACUUUAAUGUUAGGAAACUGUGAACUUUAUUGAGUUUUUGAAGACAGUUUGCUCAUAUUUAACUACAGUUACAAAUAGAAAACAAAGAAAAAGACUGUCACUAAAAUGUCCUUCGUAAAAGAAACAAUGAAUCUUGUGAUUUUAUAGACAAGAAAUGUUACAAGAAAUUCAUAAGGAACACUAUGUUAUGGACCAAAGGACUGUUUUUCUUUUCUCUGUUUAAUCUGCUCACAUGCACACAGGGCCGUGCAAAGACCUUUGGAGGGGCAGGGACUCAAAGUUAAAAAGGGGCACACUGAACAAGAUCUUAAAACAUUGUACAACAACAUGGAAAAAACCCAUAUUAAUCAAGAAUCUAAUAUUUAAUCGGAUCAUACUAUAUCACUGUCAUCAUGAAAGGACAAUGCAAAGCAAAUGUAGUUUAUGUUUCCCUGAUGGGUUUAAUGUUGCUGUGUGGUGCCCAAACAUUUUGAGACCAAGAUCUACUUUUUUUGUCACCAGCCGGCUGAGAUCUACCUAAUAACACGAAGAUAUAAAAAUUGUAAAUGAAACUCUAUUGACAAAUUUCAUAUGCAAAUAUCCAUCAGUUAUAGCAGAAAUAUUAAAGUGAUAGAAAACCUAAUGAAGUUUCUUCCUCAGUGAGAUUGUGACACUGGGAGGAGGUUACUGGUUUCAGAAGCUGGUUGCAAACCUGAGGCCAGCAGGUAUCAGUCAGUUAUGGUAGAUCUGAACUUCGGUUUAAUGACCUCAAUGUGAGAUAUUUCGGACUAAUAGGAGGAACCACAGAGCUCCGUUUAGAUAAAAGCACAUCUUGUGAAGUUGGGAUAUUUUUCCUCCAAUAGGAUCCAGAGGAAUCGCCUCAAACCAGGACUGGAUUGGACUGGAUUUUAUUUCAAUGUCAUUUGUGAAUGUCAACACCUCAUUUUCAACAAACUGCAGGUGUGUUUCAGCAUCUGGUGAAUGUUUGAUAAAACAAGCUUGUUCUUCAGUCGGUGAAGUUAUUCACACUGGAUAGAGGAUCCACAAGUUUUAAUACACAAUUUAGAAUAGAAAUACUACAUGAUAAAAUUAAUCAAAGUACAUUUAUGUCUUUAUGUGCAUUUAUGUGGCAUUAACCUUUGUUUUGAGAUCUGUUUUAUUGGAUCUUGAAAUCUAUUUUGAUAGAGAUCUUAACGGAUUUCUUACACAAUCAGAUAAUAUUUUGCAAAGAUUUGUAGAUCUUUAAGUUUAUAGCAUUUGUUUAUUUCCUGGUUCAGUAAUGGGAUCCUAAAAAGCCACGUUCAGAGAAACAUCUGCCUCUCCCAGCUGCUGCCUUCCCUUCUUGAGAAAAAAUAUACCUGCACGGUUUGUUUUACUACCUGUAUGUGUCAUUAGCAGGAGAAGAUCUAUUGUUGGCUUUACCAUGGGACAAAUGCAUAACUUAUCCCCUAUAUUGUUUCUUGCAGACAGAUGAUAUUUUCUUUACCUCUAAAUGAACUGGACUGGUUUCAAACCAGUAGCACUAUUAAUAGUUUAUUUCUUUUGUGACAAACUAGAUAAAGGUGCCGAGCCCUUUAUGUUCAAAGAUGUUCAGCCUGCAGCCGUGUGCAUGUGAGCAGAUAAAACAAAGACAAAGAGUCCUUUUGUCCAUAACAGAGUGUUCCUUAUGAAUUUCUUGUAACAUUUCAUGUCUAUAAAAUCACAAGAUUCUUUUACAAAUGACAUUUUAGUUACAUUAGUCUUUUGGUUUUUCACAUUGUAGCAUCAGGACUUCUUAAAAAAAAAUUAUAUUCAGGUCUUUCCUUAACUUGAUCUUUGUUAGCACAUUAGCUCCACUGCCCAUGAAAUGGGUUAUAUAUAUAAUGCAGGUCUGAAGUACUAACAGGGGUUGUUUCUCAGUCAUGAAACAUUUAAUAUUUUAAAUGCUGUGGCACAGUUUGAGCCUUUUGUUAACAAAAUGUGUCACUUUGACUUUAAGUGUUGCUGUUCAGCCUGUUGUGUUCACAAAUGUAUCAAAGCAGUCAAGAAAAACUGUAAAAGCAAAGAAUCACUGCAGGACUAACUGAAAUUACAAAUUCUUUGUAAUUUCAGAUCUACAACAAAUGCAAAUGCUCUUUACCACUCAGCACUGUAAUAUUGAUCUUUUUCAAAAUAAAAGAAUCAGUUUGUAGAAGGUCAUUUACUGUUGGGAGCAAAAUCAGAUGUGAAUUCUUGUAGAUUGGAAACCAAACAGUUCUUUCUUAAAAAAAACAUCGACAUGAAAACAAAAACGAGUCGGUCUUUCUUCAGAAAAUCAUUUUUAUUUCAUCAAGUUUACAAUCAAGUUUUCUUUUGAGCAAAACUCACUGUAAGGUUGUGCAGCAAAAUUUAUGAGCUACUUUAUUGAGUCAAUUCCUUAAUAUUGAUUAACUUUUGUUUCAUUGGUUGAUUAUUUUAGUUAUGAGAGGAAGAAAUUUUUUGUUUUUAUUUAAAUAAUCUGUCAAUGGAACAGAAACUUUUUUCCAAGUUUCUUUAGAACGAUGAGAUGUUAAAGUUUCUCUGUAUGCAGAUGACAGCACAGAUGGUUGUCCGUCCUGUGAUUGGUGUCUCUCUUCAGCAGGAAAUUAUGAGCAGAGUUUAAAAGCUGCUGCAGGACUGCAGACAAUCAGAGGAAGCUGGGCCAGCAAUGGCUCUGCUGAAGGUUCUGAUGCUGCUGGGGCUGGGUGCUUCAGUGAACUCAGAUGUUUCUCUGCAGAAGAGAAUCAUUGGAGGUCAAAACUGUCCUGACACGGAGCGUCUUUAUCACGUUCGGCUGGAGGGCAGCAAUGGUACUCAUAUGAGCCGCUGUGGAGGAUCUCUGAUCCACCCUCAGUGGAUCCUGACUGUAGCUCGCUGCUGGCAGUCGGAGCCAGGAUGGACUAACAGAGCAGUGUUAAAAGUUCAUCCACGGACUGUUAUACAGUACAUUCAGUCAAUCGAACAAGUUCCUGAGAUUUGUGGCCCAGCCCAUGACAUCAUUUUGCUGAAGCUUCAGAGACCAGUAACAGAUGUCCCACUUGCUCGGCUACCAGACUGCAGUUAUCGUCUUAAAGUAGACGAUGUUGUUCAGCUGGCAGGAGAUGGAACAACAACAGCCGGCCCCAAUAAUGAGCGAUUGCCCCCCAAUUCUCCUAUUCCAGCACAUCUUCAAUGUGUCAACAUGCAGGUUUUUCGUAUUUCCGUCAUCAUGCCGCCGUAUGGGUAUAUAUUCCUUGCUUCAGCACCGAACAGGGAUAUAUGUCGUGGCGACACUGGUGGAGCAGCGAUGUACAAUGACAUGAUUUAUGGUGUGAUUUCUUUUGGUGGAGCAAAGGCAUGUCAGAAACCAACUGCAAUCUUGGAUGUGUGUGGAUAUCUGCAGUGGAUAAAAGCAGCAACUGGGAUUCAAUAAAACAUGAACUAUAAUGAAAUAAAAUUCUCAUCAAAUUUACUCUCCCAUAUAAAUUUAUAUCUUCAUCAGUUUGAUCCACAUGUUUGUAGCAUUAGAAUAAAUCAAUAGUUGUUUUUUUUUUCUCACCUGAUCUUGACCUCCCUAAUGGAGCUUUCUCUUCACCUGAAAAUUGAAAAAUAAAUCAAUAAAUGCAU
Messenger RNA from Xiphophorus hellerii (green swordtail), 5504 nucleotides. RefSeq names its product trypsin-like. Gene Ontology annotation, molecular function: serine-type endopeptidase activity. The coding region runs from base 4567 to 5310 and encodes 247 amino acids. NCBI's taxonomy places the organism in Eukaryota, Metazoa, Chordata, Actinopteri, Cyprinodontiformes, Poeciliidae. The transcript has 6 exons. The record is from RefSeq and is a predicted model, not a curated record. Gene Ontology annotation, cellular component: secretory granule. Gene Ontology annotation, biological process: proteolysis.